Corythoichthys intestinalis (scribbled pipefish) is the source of this 3080-nucleotide messenger RNA. RefSeq names its product adrenoceptor alpha 2C (gene adra2c). Gene Ontology annotation, molecular function: alpha2-adrenergic receptor activity; epinephrine binding. Gene Ontology annotation, biological process: platelet activation; regulation of vasoconstriction; regulation of smooth muscle contraction. The coding region runs from base 269 to 1609 and encodes 446 amino acids. NCBI's taxonomy places the organism in Eukaryota, Metazoa, Chordata, Actinopteri, Syngnathiformes, Syngnathidae. Gene Ontology annotation, cellular component: plasma membrane. The transcript has a single exon. The record is from RefSeq and is a predicted model, not a curated record.
AGGAGAGAGGACGUGCUCAGAAGAGUGUCCGCUUUCUAACCACGGACACUGAGCGGCAGAGCAUCCUGCGCACAUUUGGAAUUAUCACUUUCAUUAGAACCUCUCUUUCUCUUUCUACUUUUUUAUUCAAGAAAAGACUUUCAGGAUGGUGGGAAAGAUGAGUGAGUGGAAAGAGAAGAAAAAGACAUGAUGGAUGUAUUUUUUUACUAUCAAGUCCUAAUGUGACAUUGCUUCACAAUUUUAACAGAGCUCAACCAUAUAUUCCAGCAUGGAUUUCUUGAAUUUCUCCUCUUUGGAGGAUGGGAUGGAGGCAGACAACAGCUCCAGUAACAACACCUCUCAGAGCAAGUACACCCCUCUCGCCAUCUGGGGUCUAGCUGGACUUGUCAGUUUUCUAAUCCUGUUCACUAUAGUGGGCAAUGUCUUGGUUGUAAUUGCCGUUUUAACAAGCAGAGCUCUGAAACCACCCCAAAAUCUUUUUCUGGUGUCUCUGGCGAGUGCAGACAUUCUGGUGGCCACGCUGGUCAUGCCAUUUUCUCUGGCUAAUGAACUUAUGGGCUACUGGCUUUUUGGUAAGAUUUGGUGUGACAUCUACUUGGCUCUGGAUGUUUUAUUCUGCACCUCCUCUAUUGUGCACCUGUGUGCCAUUAGUUUAGACCGCUACUGGUCAGUGACACAGGCGGUAGAGUACAACUUGAAGAGAACGCCUAAAAGAGUCAAGGGAAUGAUCGUGGUAGUGUGGUUGAUCUCAGCUGUCAUCUCCUUCCCACCACUGAUAUCAAUGGACAGAAGCAACAAUGAGACCACCCCCCAGUGUAUUUUAAAUGAUGAGACCUGGUACAUUCUGUACUCCAGCAUUGGGUCCUUCUUUGCCCCUUGUGUCAUUAUGAUUCUGGUCUAUAUUCGGAUUUACCAAGUGGCAAAGACCAGGACCAGAACCCUGUCUGAGAAGAAAAAGGAUGUGGAUUCGCCACAGGAGAACGGUCAAGCCGACACGAGCAAGGCCGGUUCAUUUAAGUCUGAAAGAGGGGGGAGUGUUAAAGAGCAAGAAUGUGAAAACGGCCAUUGUAAGGAACCUACAGCUAGCACUUCCUUGACAAAUGCCUCUAAAAAUCCACACGUCAACCACCACGACGAUUUUGAUGACAGCAGUUCAGAUGAGAAGCCCAAGAAAAGCUCCACAUCGUCUAAAAAUCAAGAUGACCGAAAAGACAGGAAGUCGAGCAGGAAAAGCAGCUCGGCCUCGAAAUUCUCCAGCAGGAAGUCGUGCGCCAGUGCCAAGUCAAUGGACCUGUUCUCGUCUCGGCGCAAACGUAGAAGCACAGUCAACAGGAAGAAAGUGUCUGCAGCACGAGAAAAACGCUUUACCUUCGUUCUGGCUGUUGUAAUGGGGGUGUUUGUUUUGUGCUGGUUCCCCUUUUUCUUUUCGUACAGCCUGUACGGAAUCUGCAGGGAGAUGUGCAAGAUUCCCGAGACUCUAUUCACAUUCUUCUUUUGGAUCGGCUACUGUAACAGCUCAUUAAACCCAGUCAUCUACACCAUCUUCAACCAAGACUUUCGCAGAGCUUUCCAGAAAAUUCUCUGUAAGUCAUGGAAACGCUCUUUCUGAUGGGCUUUAACAGACUAUUCCUCUGCCAGAUUACCAUUUAAGCACUUCUGAAUCGUAAGAAAAAGUGUUAGCCUGGGGAGUCUUCCCACGUUUUUACUAUCAGGGAUAGUGUUCAAAUGAAGGGAUGCGAAUGGAUCAAGAGCUUGAACUAAGGGUGCAGGAAAAUGUUCCGCUUUUAUUUGCAGUUGGAGCUUUCACUAAAUGCCUGGCAGCUUUUUACACUCAAAAAUUUGAUCCAACUAAACCACUCACAUUGAUUUACUCCCACUUCAACGAAAUACAAUAAACAGCCUCAUAACAGCCACUGUGAUGCACACGCACGGCAUUUGCACCUGGAUGAACUGCUCAGGAGACGAAGGGUUUAUUGAGACACUAUAUCCAUGUGAUAAUUCAGCAUAAUGCCAAGACCUUGACAAUCUCCAACUGUUAUACAUAGGACAAUAGGGCAUAUAUCUUAUACGGCUCUUAAGCUGUUUUUUUCUGGACCUUUUGAUUAUGUUUCACUAAAUAUGAAGACCAAUGGGACAAAGGGGCUCCUUGCUUACUGUUAGAGUGGCAAAAAAAUAAAUAAAAAAAUAAAAAGAUUUACAAAAAAAAAAAAAGAAUGACAUACAAAAAUCUAAUGAUUUCAUUUUUCAUACCUAAGUAAUGUCUCUGCCUCAUUGAGAGGUCACAGCCUGUUCAAACACUUUCGCCAGAAUGCGUGGCAUUUUUUGAGUCAAAUCCGUGAUUUCGGUAGAAUGUAAUGCUCUGAGGCAAAAAGUCAUCUUAUAUUCUAGAACUCUCUCUUGAGCUUGAAACAAUAGAUUGAUCACCGCCUCCCUGCUGCGGCAGAUGGACAACCACUGAGGCUCCUACCACCAUGUGUGUGAAAAAACUGUCGCGUGAAGGAGAAUGGGGUCACUGAAAGUGUAUAUUGUGGAACUGCUGUUGAAUGGUGUUAAUUCCUACUGCCACUCAAUGUAUGUGUGUGUGUUUGUGUGUGUGUGCGCGCACGUGCGUGAGUGUGGGGUUAGACUGAAUUUGGCAACAGAACUGAUCCUCUCAGCUCAAGUGUCGUUCUUUAUUCUGUCCUUCAUUUGCUAUCAAGCGGAUUUUAUGUUUUCCGCAACCCCACCAAAGUCAGACACAUUAAAAACCUCUUACAUAACAUCGUUCACUUUUAUCGUCUGCUGCUGGCACACAGAAGAAUGCACAUUAGAUCUUCAUUUACAAUAUUUUCAUCUUGAUAUUUCUGGAGAUUGUCUAGUUUCCCUUGUAAAUAUGUUGAAAAGGUACAGUACUAUUGUGUGGUGUCUCUUGAUCACACACAUAUUGUUAUGAUCAACUACAUGUCCUUUUUGCAUUACGAACAAUGCUCUCAUGGAUUUUCAUGGCACACCAAAUGGUCCUUUUCUAAUGUUCCGGAAGAAAAAUGAACAAGUGUUUACUUCUAUGCUUUGAGCACAUUCUAACAGAUCAAAUAAAUAUA